AUGCCAUCGUUCAGCUCUCUCAAAGCUGCUACGCUUCUGCUAGCAUGCUCAUCUUUCGCUACAGCACAAACAUGUGACCUCCCUUCAUCUUACCGCUGGACAUCGACCGGUGUGCUUGCGCAGCCCAAGUCGGGAUGGGUCUCCCUGAAGGACUUCACCGUGGUUAACUACAACGGCAAGAAACUAGUGUAUGCCACAAACCACGAUACCGGCAGCAGCUGGGGCACCAUGAUGUUCAGUCCCUUUUCCAACUGGUCAGACAUGGGCUCUGCAACUCAAAUCAGCACCGCAGGCGCAGUCGCACCUACGCUUUUCUACUUUGCUCCCAAGCAAACCUGGAUCCUCGCUCAUCAAUGGGGACCUACAGCGUUCUCAUACAAGACAUCCAAAGAUCCAUCGAACGGCAGUUCUUGGUCUUCCGCACAACCGCUCUUCACCGGAAGCAUCCAGAACUCGGGCACCGGCCCAAUCGAUCAGACCCUGAUCGCGGAUGCUAACAACAUGUACCUCUUCUUCUGCGGCGACAACGGCAAAAUCUACAGGGCCAGCAUGCCCAUCGGAAACUUCCCCGGUAGCUUUGGCUCAAACUACGUCACCGUAAUGAGCGAUACCACCAACAACCUCUUCGAAGCCGUGCAAGUGUACACGCUCAAGGGCCAGCAGAAGUACCUCAUGAUCGUCGAGGCAAUUGGCUCGCAAGGCCGAUACUUCCGUUCGUUCACUGCAACGAGUCUUAGUGGCAGCUGGACGCCACAGGCAGCAUCGGAGCAGAACCCAUUCGCUGGCAAGGCGAACAGUGGUGCGACUUGGACGAACGAUAUUAGCCAUGGUGACUUGUACCGUGAGAACCCGGAUCAGACGUUCACUGUUGAUCCGUGUAACCUGCAGCUACUUUACCAGGGACGGGCGCCGAGCUCGGGUGGAGAUUAUGGCAAGCUGCCGUACAGGCCUGGUGUGUUGACGCUGCAGCGAUAGGUGCACGUUCAAAGAUACUUCUUCGAAAGAGUUUGCCAUUUUGUUCCUUGUAAAUAGCUUCAACAAUUCAUGUGUUUAUUCCAUU
This is a messenger RNA of Parastagonospora nodorum SN15, 1060 nucleotides long. RefSeq lists its product as hypothetical. Gene Ontology annotation, biological process: L-arabinose metabolic process. NCBI's taxonomy places the organism in Eukaryota, Fungi, Ascomycota, Dothideomycetes, Pleosporales, Phaeosphaeriaceae. The record is from RefSeq and is a predicted model, not a curated record. Gene Ontology annotation, molecular function: alpha-L-arabinofuranosidase activity. The transcript has a single exon. The coding region runs from base 1 to 975 and encodes 324 amino acids.